AUGAUCAUUGGUCAAGCAACUAUAGGUGUAGAAAUUGCCACAGGGAUUACGAAUAAUGAUGUAGUGAUAUUACCUUCAACAAUCGAAGAAUGUAGUUUAACAGCCAGUAUUGCAAUAGCUAUUAAAGAAAUGCAGCCGGCCGCAACAAUUAUUAUGGUCAAACCUGAAGUUUGUAAUGUUUUCGACAAAAACAUUAAAUUCGUUAGGGGAUACAACUUGUGCCAGAGAGAAUUAAGAUUUCCUACUGUGCAAUAUGAAUGGUAUCAAGCUUCUACACCUGAACCGAUCGUUGAUGAGACUUAUCGAGUAACUAAUCAAUCAAUUGCUCUUGCGGCUAAAAUUCUAGAAGAAACGAAAUGCUACAUUGAUUAUAAUACAGCGAUUGGUUUAGCUUCGAUUAUAAAUGGUCAAUUAAACCAUCUGCAUGGAAAAAGAGUGGUAAUACCUGUGUUUGGCGAAAUGGAUUCGGAUUACAUAGUGCCAAAUCAAUUGCUACUUAAUUGUGCUGAUUCCUCGAGUGUUACUAACAGUCCUUCUAAAGUCGACCCGCUAUCUAUACAACUGAUAUGA
Messenger RNA from Vollenhovia emeryi, 570 nucleotides. RefSeq lists its product as uncharacterized. Lineage: Eukaryota; Metazoa; Arthropoda; Insecta; Hymenoptera; Formicidae. Bases 1 to 570 code for a protein of 189 amino acids. The transcript is spliced from 3 exons. The record is from RefSeq and is a predicted model, not a curated record.